Molecule: messenger RNA, 1990 nt
Organism: Prorocentrum cordatum
Lineage: Eukaryota; Dinophyceae; Prorocentrales; Prorocentraceae
Source: the annotation of a GenBank genome assembly
CGAUGCGGCGCGAUCCUCCGACCCCACCCACUCGCACCCCACUGAGGAGGCGCCUUUGAUUAGGCGCCUCCCGCCGGAAGAGACGGCCCGCGUCCCACCCGAUGGGCGAGGGGCUGCUGGAGGUCCUGCACAACGACGCGCUGCUCGGCAUCUGCCGCUGCCUGCCGGCCCGGGCUCUGCUCGACACGGGCGCGUCCUGCUCGGAGCUGCAGCGGCGGUCGCGGGACUGCACCGAGCUCUGGCGCGCCCUCUGCGAGUUCCUGCUGGGCGCCACGGCGCUCCAGCUGCACGAGGCGGCCUGGAGCGCCGGGGCCGCCGACGCGGGCUCCGCGCAGUUCUACCGGAGGCUGUUCCGCGCCACCUGGAGCUGCGACGAGUUCUGCUACGACCACAAGAUGAGGAAUCUGCUCCUGGGGUCCAUAGGCCAGGGGGGCCCGUCGGGCCCGGCGGGGGAGGAGGCCGCGAGGUACCUGCUGUGCACGUCCGGCCACACGGCCGAGGCUCUGGGGCCCUUUGUCCUGCAGCUGGGCGGGAUGCGCAGCGCAGCGGAGGAGGCGGCCGAGCCCGUCCACGUCACGGUCAUCGACCUGGCGCGCGGGCGCGUGCUGCGCCCCGCCCUCGCGCGCGACUCCCGGCGGCCCGCGCAGCGCAUGCGGCACGCGAGCUGCACCGUCGCGGCGCCCUUCCUGGGCCCGGCCGCGCUGCCGGGCGCGGUGCUGGUGAUUGUCGGUGGCGAGUCGUGGGGGCCUGCGGGCCAGCCUCGUGCGGGCGUGAGGUCGCUCCUGCUGCUGCAGGUGACUGCCGCCGACGGCUCCGAGGUCCGCUGGUCCGAGGUGCCAGCGACCGGGGAGGCGCCGGCGGUGCCUGUCGUGCAGUGUUGUGAGCGAACUUCAUCUGGCAAGCACGCCGGGAACAAUACUGCAAGGCCUCCGCCCACGCAAGGGGUCCGGCGGAUCUACAACCACGCUUGUGCGUCGUUCGAUGGCGGCAGGCGGGUGUGCCUGUUCGGCGGCGAUAUCCCGGCCACCGACCCCGAAUUUGCGCGAAUCCGGCGCCGAGAGAGCGCGAGGUUCGUCUACGUGCUGGACGUGCCCCUGCAGCACUGGAGCGUGGUCGAGACCGGCGGACAGGUGCCGACCUGGCGUUCGUUUCACACCGCAGUGGCCCACACGUCGCUGCUGGACGGCCGCGAGUAUUUCGUGACGUUCGGCGGCACGCACGAGCACUGCGAGCCUCUUAGCGGGGGUUCCCUGGCCUCCAUGGUUGGCUACCAGCUGGACCUGCAGAGCUUCAACUGGGCUGGCGUCAGGUUCGCCAACGCACCGCAGCCGCUGCCGCCGGGAGCGUUCGAGACAGGGCCUCCCGCGGCCGGGUGCGUCGUGGGCGGCGCCCGGCCGACGGCCCGCGGGGCGCAGCUCCUGCAGCGGCUCGUCGUCUUCCGGCUCCUGGACGCCGCGUCGUCGGCCGACGCGGAGGCCAUGCCCGAGCCCAUCCUCGGCGGCGAACGAUCAGCGAGCGAAGAACGGUAUAACAUAAACUUUUUCGCCGUCGGGGACACCUGCCCCUGGGCGGCUAGAAAGUUGAUACCCCUACGGUGCCACCGUAAGGGUAUAAACUUUCCAGCCGCCCUGGGGCAGAUGUCCCCGACGGCGAAAAAGUUUAUUUUAUACCGUUCUUCGCCCGUUACAACGAGGGGGGGAAGUGAGAAGGAGAAGGCCCUCUCAGGAGGCGGCGGGGCGUCUCGGAAGCCCUCUGCGCCUCCUGGGAGGUUUUUUUGUGUCUUCGGGGGGGACUUGGAGAGCUUCUGAGACGUCUGGGGGGCUUCCGAGCCUUCGGAGAAGGCCCCCGCUUCUCAUUUUCCCCCGAAGCUCGCCGCCAACAUCUCGGAGAAAGGUAAGCAUCGGUCCUUCCGACCCGAGUCUUACGUCUCCCCGACCAUUCUGGAGGCUCCAGUUGCGCCCGCCAGUCUAUUAUUUGACCUCCCUUUCCG